GUUAAAAGUGCUUUGAGAACUGAUUCUGAUUUUAUUUUUUUUAAGUGUAACUAGAACUGUUUGUUGUCCAGUGACCAAUCACAGCACGACGCCAGUAAAGAAACAAAGAUCAGGUUAUGUAAUCUUUACCAUUUAACUCGUUGUUGGGUAAGCAUUCAAAGAAAAGGGGGGAAAAAAAACUGCUUACGGGAAAAAUUGCACAAUGACCCGAGUGGGCAGUUGACCUCUCUCUCCCAACUAAUUCUCAAAGAAUAUGUUAUUUAGUACUUUUUUAUUUUUUGAUUAGGUUUUAAAGUGAGAAAAAACUGACACUAAGACCUGUUUGGGGUUUAUAAUAAGAGCUAUAAGUUAAGACAUAGUUCAAACUGACAUGCACAAUAACUUAAUCUUUUUCUUUAAAUAUUACCUGCUGUGGGAGGAAAGUGUUUGAAUUUUAGUGGGGUUUUCCAAAAUCAAUCAACAUGACAUCAAAAACAAAGGCAGCAGUGCCAGAAGUUUUGUGAAACCGGCUUCUACGCUUUUACGUAACAUCACAUGCAGCCAGCAGGCAUAAAAGGCUGGAGAUGUCUGAGGAGAGGAGCAGAGACUCAAAAGCAGCAAACAUGAAGAUUGUUGUUCUGAUGCUAGCAUUCGGUUUUUGUCUUUCUGAUCCUGGAACUGAUCAGAAUGACAGAGUCUGUCAGGCUGCAGGCUCAGCUAGCUGUUGUAACAUCUGUUCUCUCACACCUGUAACUCAAAAAGUGGGAGAACUGGGGGAGAAGGUUGUAAACAUGGCAGAAAAAAUUACUUUUCUGGAGACCAGGCUGCAAAACGCUGAAAAAGAAGUUCUGGAGUUACGGAGCCUCACUGCAGGCUCUCCUCAGGUGGCUUUUUCAGCAGCUCUCAGGGAUUCUGGUUCUGGAAACAUAGGACCUUUUACCACUGCUACCCCAUUGCAGUACAAAAAAGUGUUCUCCAACACAGGCGAUAGCUAUAAUCCUUCAACAGGUAUUUUCACAGCGAUGGUCAGUGGAAUGUACUUUUUUCGCUUCUCGAUGUUCAAUAACAUGACUCCUGCUCCCAACUCGGUUGUGAGCAUCAUGAAGAACAGCGAACGGCUGACGUCAGUGUGGGACACCACUGGGDCUGACGYUCACGACAUGGGCAGCAACGCUGUGGUCAUCCCUCUGAAAGUGGGGGACAACGUGUUCGUGCAGCUGGAGCCAAACAGGCUCGUCUACGACGACGUGAUGAACUACAACACGUUUAGCGGCUUCCUGCUCUUUACAAUGUGAUGCAGACAACAGCUCUGCAUGCCAGCAUGGUUCAUUAUUAUUUCACAAUAAAGGAACUUGUAAAUCAUA
This is a messenger RNA of Poecilia reticulata (guppy), 1343 nucleotides long. RefSeq names its product complement C1q-like protein 2. Lineage: Eukaryota; Metazoa; Chordata; Actinopteri; Cyprinodontiformes; Poeciliidae. Gene Ontology annotation, molecular function: protein binding. The record is from RefSeq and is a predicted model, not a curated record.